UAAACUAUUUUCGUGAUUUUCUGCGAAUUUAGACUUUCCCGGCGAAUGUCGAUGAUGAAGUCUUCUCGGCUUAUCAGCCGAGUCAAGGCGCCGUUCUGUGGUAACGAUUUAUCAACUUUCCUACUUGUCAUCUUCAGGAGAAGUGUUGGGUUCGUGUCCUGUCCGGUUCUCUAUGGCCGCCUGCACCGCAGGUACCUCUGCCUCGUCAGUACCAAUGUGUGUCUCCGGAAGGGCGCUCGCGGCAGUCGUGUGCUCUGCAGCGCGGGCAGGCCGCGUGCCGACGACGACAGAGACGCCUUGUCCCAGGAUGUGCAUCGCCGGCCAGCCGUCCGUCUGCGCUGAGGUCUCUCCCGGAAGGUACAUCACGUACUCCGGCGCAUGCAUGAAGCGCAUGUGCGAGUGUAUGCUCGAUAGAAGCCUGACCCAGGUGGACAUGAGCUUGUGCCGGGACGCUCUCAGAGACAAGUGCCCCCUUCGCGUGGCUGCUGUGCAGACGCCAGCAGACGCCGAAGACGAAGAGGACUCCCUCAGCGCGUAGACCACUGGCCGACUUACAAGCUGCAAAUGGGCUACUGGGCAUUUCUCAACUAACCACUGGGUUGCUACGUUUUCGAUCGUCUUACUUAAUGUACACUACUUCACUCUAUUUUAUUCAUUUUCGUGUAUCUACUGUGAACUACUAUAUAUAUAUAUAUAUAUAUAUAUAUAUAUAUAUAUAUAUAUAUUACUCUUCUCCUUGUCUUUUUAACGUUGUUCCCGAUAAAUCAAACAACAAAAUUGUAAGUUUUUCACUAUUUUUAAAAUAUGUGGCUUGCUACAUCUGCUCACUGGCUUUGGCUAUCAUCUGUGGCCUUUGAGUGGAAAGUACUUCAUCUCUCUUCUGUUGCUACAGGAAUUACAUUGCAAAAAGCAA
Molecule: messenger RNA, 913 nt
Organism: Schistocerca nitens (vagrant locust)
Lineage: Eukaryota; Metazoa; Arthropoda; Insecta; Orthoptera; Acrididae
Exons: 3
Coding region: 173-538 (121 amino acids)
Source: RefSeq, a predicted model, not a curated record